This is a messenger RNA of Dissoconium aciculare CBS 342.82, 393 nucleotides long. RefSeq names its product ribosomal protein L22e. Gene Ontology annotation, cellular component: ribosome. NCBI's taxonomy places the organism in Eukaryota, Fungi, Ascomycota, Dothideomycetes, Mycosphaerellales, Dissoconiaceae. The coding region runs from base 1 to 393 and encodes 130 amino acids. Gene Ontology annotation, molecular function: RNA binding; structural constituent of ribosome. The transcript is spliced from 3 exons. The record is from RefSeq and is a predicted model, not a curated record. Gene Ontology annotation, biological process: cytoplasmic translation.
AUGUCUACCGCCACUAAGAAGACGAGCGCCGGUGCCGCGAAGAAGGGUGCCAAGGGUACGACCAAGAAGUUCAUCAUCAACGCUUCGCAGCCCACCCAGGACCGUAUCUUCGACCCUUCGGCCUUCGCAACCUUCCUCCAGCAGCGCAUCAAGGUCGACGGCCGCACCGGUAACCUCGGCGAGACCAUCACCGUCACCAACCUCGGCGAUGGCAAGAUCGAGGUCGUGGCCCACCAGGACUUCAGCGGUCGUUACCUCAAGUACUUGACCAAGAAAUUCCUCAAGAAGCAGCAGCUCCGCGACUGGCUGCGCGUCGUCAGCACGGCCAAGGGCGAGUACAGCCUCAAGUUCUUCAACGUUGUUGGUGACGAGGCCGAGGACGAUGACGAGUAA